AUGACAUUUUAUUCGGAAGUUAUCGAAGAUUUCAAGCAACUUUACGAGGAUAGAGAAAAUGCCGACGUGAUAAUUUAUGCUGGCGAGGAGCUCAAGGAAUUUCGCGCUCAUUCUCAAGUACUACUCACCCGUUCUUCUUAUUUCCGUGGAGGAAUACUUUCGCAUGAGUGUGCAAAUAAUCAAGGUGUUUAUUUUGUUUUUAAAAAGCCUAAUAUCACCUCUUUUACAUUCGAAGUGAUUCUUAAGUUUAUCUACAUUGGGUUUAUAAACCGGAAUGAACUGAAUAAUGCGAAUGUUUCCGAAAUUUUGGUUGCUGCAGAUGAACUAGGAGUUCAUAAACUUAUUAUCUACUUACGAAAAUUUCUAAUUACGCAUACCGAUAAUUUCUUAAGAAGGGAUCCUGCAAAGAUAUUAUAUGCUAUAGCCAACCACGAGAUCUUUGAAGACCUUAAAGAAAUUUGCAUGGAGCCCAUUUUUACCGAUCCAAACAUCUUAUUUGGUUCUGAAAAUUUUCUAACAUUAAAAGAAAGCACAUGGAUGUUGAUUCUUAAAUCUGAAAAAUUUAUAGUAGAUGAAAUUCAAAUUUGGGAUUAUGUAAUUAAAUGGGGAGUUGCUCAAGACCCUAAAAUCAAAAACAAUGUUAAAGAUUUCGAGGAUCAAGAUUUUGAAACUUUGGGGAAAAGAUUGUGUAAUUUCAUUCCUUUAAUUCGAUUUCACGAGAUUUCCAUGGCCAAUUUUUAUCUCAGAGUGUGGCCAUUCGAGAGGAUUCUUUCUAAAGAGCUUGUGGAUGAUAUGCUUCAUUAUUAUAUGGUUUCUGAUGCCAAGCCGCGUUUUGACCUAUCUUCUCCAAGGAUUUCUUCCAUAUUAUUAAAGAAAGGACAUGUUAUUUUAUUUGCAAACUGGAUAGAUGCGACCGAUGAGUACGAAAGACUUUAUCAAGUCCCUUACAGUUUACGACUCCUUUACAGAGCUAGUCGGGAUGGGAAUAAAGCUAACAAUUUUCACCAAAAAUGUGACAAUCAAGGUGCUACUAUUGUGGUGGCCAAGGUUAAAGAUUCUGAGACGUUGGUGGGCGGAUACAAUCCAUUAAAUUGGAGUCGUGAUGGAUAUAAAUACACGACUAAAAGCUUUAUAUAUUCAAUUAAAGAUCUUAAUAGUAAUAGCGGUUUUACAUUAGGCCGCCUCGAAGGGUAUCCCAGUAAUGCGAUCUAUAAUAAUAGCGCAUUAGGUCCUGCAUUUGGAAAAGACGAAGAUUUAUGUUGUCGUUUUAAAAGUUGGUCUAGCAAUCAAGGUACUAGUCGUAAUAGCUACGAAAAUAUACAUCUUCCAAAUAAAUUUGAUGUAUCUGACUGGGAAGUUUUCAAAGUAGCGAUGAAAAAUUAA
This is a messenger RNA of Acaulospora morrowiae, 1383 nucleotides long. Lineage: Eukaryota; Fungi; Glomeromycota; Glomeromycetes; Diversisporales; Acaulosporaceae. The record is from the annotation of a GenBank genome assembly.